Molecule: messenger RNA, 909 nt
Organism: Haliaeetus leucocephalus (bald eagle)
Lineage: Eukaryota; Metazoa; Chordata; Aves; Accipitriformes; Accipitridae
Product: putative methyltransferase KIAA1456
Exons: 4
Coding region: 1-909 (302 amino acids)
Biological process (GO): tRNA wobble uridine modification
Cellular component (GO): cytoplasm; nucleus
Molecular function (GO): tRNA binding; S-adenosylmethionine-dependent methyltransferase activity
Source: RefSeq, a predicted model, not a curated record
AUGGACAAGGAGGCAAACCAGCUCGAGAGGGACCAUAUUCACAGUGUAUGUGAGAAAAUUGCUCCUUGCUUCAAUGACGCGUGCUACAAGGCAUGGCCAAAGGUGCAGCAGUUCAUUUCAGAGCAGGAACCGGGCAGCCUGAUUGCUGAUGUUGGCUGUGGAAAUGGCAAAUACCUUCACAUCAGCUCUCAAGUCUAUAAACUGGGUUGCAACUACUGUUUCCCGUCAGUGGAAUCAGCACGAAAUGAAGGCCAUGAAGUAACGGUAUGCCAUAGCUUGUGUCUGCCUUAUCAAAGAGAGAGGAUACUUAUUCACCUUAUCUGUUCUGUUCUAGUGAUUCACCAUUUUUCAACGGAAGAGAGGUGCAUGCAGGCAAUAAAAGAGACGGCUCGUAUCUUAAGAGUAGGAGGCCAGAUAAUGAUAUAUGUGUGGGCAAUGGAGCAAAACCGGAGAAGAUUUGAAAAGCAAGACGUCUUUGUUCCUUGGAAUCCUUCACCUCCUUCCUGCUCCUCGGGUGAGCCUUGCCCACGUGGAGUACAAAAAUCAAUCCUUCACAAGGACAAAGAGCUGGCUUUGAACCAGCCCUGUCGUAAGUUGGACGGGACUUCAGAGAAAGAAUUAGCUGUCAGACAACGACUUAAAACAGACCAUCACCCAAAACAAGGAGCUUUCUGCCACCCUCAGAACAAAAGGAGACCAGGCUCUUCUCCACAGAGAGCAGUCAAUGAGUCCACCCCGACCACCCAGAGCCGGCAGCAGCCCUGGCUGAGGUACUACCACGCUUUUAAAGAAGGGGAUUUGGCUGAGCUGAUAGACUGUCAUAUUCCUGAGCUAUAUAUUACUCAAUCAUACUUCAACCACACCAAUUGGUGUGUGACUGCAGAAAAGACUGAAGUGUGGAAGAUCUAG